AGUAUCGACCUAGCGCUGGCUGUUGUUGCCGGCUGUUGAAUUCCAGAAUACUUUACCCCACGGACUUACUUUCACUUACUUUACCCCAAGCCGCCAUCGACGUUGGUAGUCCGUCGAACGGAAAGUUUGUAGCAGUUUCAGUCCGCGAGUUUGAACCGCGUUUUACGGAGGAUUCCGGCAUCGCAAAUUCCAUUUUUUGUUUAUACAAUCGAACUGAGGCCUCAUCAUGAGCGAACGGGAAGUUGUGAUCGUCUCAGCAGUGAGAACGCCGAUAGGAGCGUUUGGUGGAUCUUUGUCUACAUUAAAAGCAUCGGAUUUGGGAAGCAUUGUAAUCAAGGAGAGCUUGAAAAGAGCUAAUUUGCAACCAGAUGAUGUUUCUGAAGUAAUAAUGGGACAGGCAUUAACAGCAGCACAGGGUCAGAAUCCAGCGAGGCAAGCAGCAAUAAAGGCAGGCCUGCCUGUAUCAGUGCCCGCAUAUGUAGUCAAUAUGCUGUGUGGCUCUGGACUUAAAGCUGUGACAAAUGGAUAUCUCUCCAUCAAAGCUGGUGAAAAUGAAGUUGUAGUAGCAGGCGGACAGGAAUCCAUGAGUCAAACUCCACACGCAAUUAACUUGAGGAAUGCUGUGAAAAUGGGAAACACUGAAAUGAUAGAUACUAUGAUACACGACGGGCUGACUGAUGCGUUUAGCAACAUUCACAUGGGAGUCACAGCUGAGAAUAUGGCAAAGAAGUAUAAAGUCACCAGACAGGAACAGGAUGAGUAUGCAGCGAAAUCACAUCAGAAAACGGAGGCUGCGGUAGAAUGUAAACGUUUUGAUGCUGAAAUUGUGUCCGUUACAGUACCUACAAAAAAAGAGUCAGUUGUUGUUUCUAAAGACGAAUGUCCCAGAGUUGGACUGACUGCAAAGGAUCUUACAAAAUUGAAUCCAGUUUUCCUCAAGGAAAACGGUACGGUGACACCUGGGAAUGCUUGUGGAAUAAACGAUGGCGCAGCGGCGGUAGUUUUAAUGUCAGCAAAAGCAGCUGAGAACAAAGGACUCCAGGCACUGGCCAGAAUAGUAGCAGUUGCCCAAACUGGAGUAGAGCCAACCCUGAUGGGAAGUGGACCUAUUUCGGCUAUCGAGUUGGUGUUGGAAAAAGCCAAGUGGACUUCAGAAGACGUAGAUGUGUUUGAAGUGAACGAGGCCUUUGCUGCUCAGGCCCUCGCCUGUGUCAGGACACUUGGACUGAGUAGAGUAAAAAUAAAUAUGAAUGGGGGAGCUAUCGCACUUGGCCAUCCGAUUGGCGCUUCUGGAGCACGAAUUCUAGUUACUUUGCUACACGCGCUGAAACACUCUGAAUGCCAAAAGGGGGUUGCCUCUCUGUGCAUAGGUGGUGGAAUGGGUAUUGCCAUUGCUGUAGAACGAUUAUAAUCUUCAAUAUCAUUAAAACUACUGAUAUCCUAAAUCAAAUAUGUCACAGUACUACUAUCACUGUGCAAAAUUCACUUACCUUAACUAGAAAGUUGGAAAUAAAUAUCCUAAUUAUGGGAUAUAUACCAUAUAUAUAGUCGUACAAAAUUUAAUCAAUUAUUCUAAAUAAGAAAAAAUUAUCAUAUUGUUUAUUCGUAGACAUAAUUUCAUCGUAUGAUUGUGCUUCGAAAAAGUAUCAUAUUCGUAAUAUGUUGGAAAUUUAUACUUUUAGUCCAGGUUUUUUUUUUUACACGAUGUUUACUAUUUCAUGAAUGUUUUUAUUUACAUUUCUACAGCAUGAGACGCAUAUAAUCAUAUGCAGUCUGAGAAUAUUUUUCGUAUAUUUCAUCGCCCUACACAUUUUCGGGCAGAAAAAGGGAUAGCUAGUAACAAUAUUAGAUGUUAUAAUAUUUUUUUUUUUCUCAAUCGUCCAAAAUGACAAGAUAGUUAAUUUCAGUAUAUUUUGAAAGUUUUAUUUCUUUCCAUGUUAAGUUUACCCUUCUCAUAGUAGAAACUAAUGACAGGUAUUUCCAUUUCAGUAUUUAAUGUUGUUUUUUUACGAAGUUAGUUGAGAUUUGUUUACUCUUGAAUAUACAAUACGCAUUUAAUUCUGAGAAUUAUAUUGUAUUAUAUUCAUACUAUACUGAAAGUUGUAUUAAAAUGGUAGAAUAUUUGACAUGUUUUCAGUGUGUUAUACAAAUAAUAGAAUUUUCGUCACAUCCAAAACAAAGUAACAAAAGAAAAAUCUAAGUCUUCAGUUAGUAAAAAUAUGUAUUUGCCAUGCAUUUAUAAUAAAAUCGUCAAAACUUUA
Molecule: messenger RNA, 2261 nt
Organism: Neodiprion fabricii
Lineage: Eukaryota; Metazoa; Arthropoda; Insecta; Hymenoptera; Diprionidae
Gene: Acat2
Product: acetyl-CoA acetyltransferase
Exons: 8
Coding region: 227-1411 (394 amino acids)
Biological process (GO): fatty acid beta-oxidation
Molecular function (GO): acetyl-CoA C-acetyltransferase activity
Source: RefSeq, a predicted model, not a curated record